Messenger RNA from Phytophthora infestans T30-4, 879 nucleotides. RefSeq lists its product as uncharacterized. The record is from RefSeq and is a predicted model, not a curated record. The coding region runs from base 1 to 879 and encodes 292 amino acids. The transcript has 4 exons. Lineage: Eukaryota; Oomycota; Peronosporomycetes; Peronosporales; Peronosporaceae.
AUGGAACGAACAGGACGCCCACGCAAGACAGGAGGCAGCGGCGCAAAGUUAAAGCAGUACGAGCGGGUAUACGCUUGGAAGAAGCUGAGAGCUGUUAUAGAGGCCAAUGUUGCUGGUGGCUCUCGUUAUCAUCAGCGCAACCGCACCCUCGGCAUGGGUGCUACGCUGUCAACGGAAGUAGAGAAGCAAUUGGUGGGGUGGAUAAACGAGUUGAGAGCCGAUGGUGUGCCUGUGACGAGCAUGAUGCUCAAGCUGCAAGCCCAGGAGCUUUACAGGACCAGCGGACCACGCAAUGGUCCGUUCAAGGCCUCUGGAGCUGGGGAAAACAUUUUCUGCGCCGCCACAAGCUCUCUAUUCGCCGCCGAACCCGAGAAGGGCAGUCUACACUGGCCGACGCAGAGCAGAAGGUGGAGGAGUUCAGCAACCAAGGCCAAAACGGUAUGGGUGAAGUGUGCAGGGAAAAGCAAAGAGCGGGUGACUGCAAAGCUGUUGGCCACAAGCGACGGCUCAAAACGAGAGCCUUUCCUCGUUUUCAAGACUCGACCAUCGACCAAGCCCGAUGUUGCGAGGGAGAACAAAGUGAUGCGACACGGUUUUGGGCGCAGACAAUGGGGCGAGGUUCACCUGCUUCAACAAGGUGUCCAUAUCUACGGCAAUGCCGCUGGGUGGUGGAACACGAUCAUCACAGCGCUGAUGCUACCACAUCCGACACCACACGCACCAUCAGCAUCAGACUUGGGCCCACUCGUCAGGCUACUACUGCUAAGCAACGUCGCGCUACAAGCUGUUGAUCCAGCAAAGGACAUCGACUAUAACGAGCUCGAUUGCGAAGAAGAUGGUGCCGAGGGCGACCGCUUGGCUCAAAACGACGCUUCUUAG